CCCCUUGAACUUGUACCCUCGACUCCACCGGCAGCUCAGAUCCCAGGUGACUUGCAACUCGGAGAAUAAUCAUCCUCAAAACAAAACCAGCAGACAAAAACAAGAAAGAGAAAACAUGCCAGCUUUCAGCCUCCGCGAUCUGCGCCCACUCGCGCCUUUUGCGCACCUGCUAUCACCCCGCGAGUACGCGGUAGCCAAGGCGACGUACUCGCAAAACGGCCCCAGCUACAGCAACACGGGCCCGAACCAGCCCGUCGCCAUUGCAGUAUCAGCGGUCGUUGGCGGCAUGGGACUAAUUGCGAUCCUGUGGGUUGUCAUCAUACGGAUCCGUGAUAGGAGGAUGAAGGAAGCCGAGGCCGAGGCCGAGGCCAAGAUGAGCGCGGUCGCUCGCUCGGCUGCGACGUCGGUUUCUGGGCAUGAUACUCCAAAGGGAGGAGGGGAAUGAGGUGAUUAUUAACUUGAGAGCAGUAGAAAUUUCGCUUCGGUUAUGGUAUUCCAAGCGGCUGUACUAGCCGAGGUUGACCAUUGGAGUGCUGAAGAUGAUUCAGAU
This is a messenger RNA of Pyricularia oryzae 70-15, 550 nucleotides long. RefSeq lists its product as uncharacterized. The coding region runs from base 116 to 445 and encodes 109 amino acids. The transcript has a single exon. NCBI's taxonomy places the organism in Eukaryota, Fungi, Ascomycota, Sordariomycetes, Magnaporthales, Pyriculariaceae. The record is from RefSeq and is a predicted model, not a curated record.